Molecule: messenger RNA, 461 nt
Organism: Moneuplotes crassus
Lineage: Eukaryota; Ciliophora; Spirotrichea; Euplotida; Euplotidae
Source: the annotation of a GenBank genome assembly
AAUGGAGGCUUGUUCCAAUAAAGUUUACAUCAAAAAUGACCAGAAACUCAUAUGCAACAAGACUCUUGGCUUUGAUGACUGGGAAGUCAACUCAGAGGAACUCAAUGGCUCCUUUGACUCUGAUGACUUCAAACAGGUAGUAGGGUCUGAGCAGAAAACAACCUGUUUAUUUACUUGUGUUCAAAAGUUGUUUAUGAGUCUUAAUUACGUAUACACUUCUGUUCUCAACAAAUUCAAACAGCAAAACAAGGAGCAGGACUACAUGCACAAGUAUCAGAUUGACACUAAUAUCAUGAAAGUCUACAUGAGCACACUUGAGACUGAAGAUUGCACUAAUGGGAACCCUGUGUUCUGUACCAACUGAAGUGCAAUUUUGAAUGCAUACACCAACAUUGAACAAACUGAAAGAAUAUAAAAAGAUGAUAGCAAAAUCUGAAUAUGUGAAUUCUCCAACUUCAGCA